AUGACAUCAACACCUCUACAUGGCUAUGAUCAUGGAAGCUCAGCAAAGAACAAACAGAAGGAUGACUUGGAGAAUCAGUUGAACAAACUGACUGAACAUUUGGCAGAUGAACGAGGUGUCACUGUUGGACAUCUUGUGCAGAGUGGCGAGGAUGGCAAGGUGUGGGGCGAUCGAAUGAUUGAGCCACCUCACGUGAGGUCCUAG
Molecule: messenger RNA, 204 nt
Organism: Acytostelium subglobosum LB1
Lineage: Eukaryota; Evosea; Eumycetozoa; Acytosteliales; Acytosteliaceae
Exons: 1
Coding region: 1-204 (67 amino acids)
Source: RefSeq, a predicted model, not a curated record